Molecule: messenger RNA, 2880 nt
Organism: Falco peregrinus (peregrine falcon)
Lineage: Eukaryota; Metazoa; Chordata; Aves; Falconiformes; Falconidae
Gene: DLK2
Product: delta like non-canonical Notch ligand 2
Exons: 5
Coding region: 21-1208 (395 amino acids)
Biological process (GO): heterophilic cell-cell adhesion; establishment or maintenance of epithelial cell apical/basal polarity
Cellular component (GO): plasma membrane; protein-containing complex
Molecular function (GO): calcium ion binding
Source: RefSeq, a predicted model, not a curated record
UCGGUGGGGCCACGCUGACCAUGCUCAGGAGCUUCUGUCUCCAGCUCAUGUCCUUGGUUUGGAUACUCUUGGCCCAUCACCAGCUUGCCCAAGGUGAUGACUGCAGUGAGCGCUGUAAUCUUGCCCACGGCUGCUGUGACCAGGAUGGGAAGUGCAGGUGUGAUCCAGGCUGGGAGGGCGAGUACUGUGAGGAGUGUGUGCGUAUGCCGGGCUGUCUCCAUGGGACGUGCCACCAGCCUUGGCAGUGUAUCUGUCACACCGGCUGGGCCGGCAAGUUCUGUGACAAAGACAUACACAUCUGCGAACAUCAGUCCCCAUGCCAAAACGGGGCUCAAUGCAUCUACGAUCGAGAUGGGGAAUAUUCCUGCCUGUGUCCAGAAGGCUUCCACGGGAAGGACUGUGAGAUGAAGACGGGGCCAUGUGAGAAGGCAGGGUCUCCAUGCAAGAACGGGGGGCAGUGUCAAGAUGAAAACGGCUUUGCCAGCAAUUUCACCUGCCGGUGCCUUGCUGGCUUCGUGGGAGCUCUCUGUGAGAAUGACGUGGAUGACUGCCUCAUGCGUCCCUGUGCCAAUGGUGCCACCUGCCACGAUGGGAUCAACCGUUUCUCCUGCCAGUGCCAGGUGGGCUUCGAAGGGCGUUUCUGCACCAUCAACAUCAACGACUGUGCCAGCCAGCCGUGCAAAAAUGGGGCAAAGUGCUACGACCGCAUCAAUGACUAUGACUGCUUGUGUCCUGACCGUUUCACUGGCAAAACCUGCGAGAUCUCUGUGGCCAAGCCCACCUGGGCUCCCCCGUACCACCCUGUGAACCAUGAGAAUGGUGGAAGCGUGAAAAGCACCACCAGUGAGAUGCUGGGGGUGACGCAGCCAGAGCCUGUCAGGACCGUGGUCACGGGGCGGCGCGUGGCCAACCACAGUGAGAAAGAGGGGGGAGGGUUGUUGAAAAUCUCUGUGAAGGAGGUGGUGACCCAAAGGGACUCAGGGCUGAGCGAAGCCCAGCUGGUGACAGUGCUGGUGUUUGGAGUGCUGACGGCGGUGCUGGUCCUCAUCACUGUCCUGCUAAUGCUGAGGAACUGGCAGAGGGGCCGUCAGAGAUCAAACUGGUGCCAAAGCCCUUCUCAGGCUGCAAGGAAGCUCCAAGACCAGGAGUGUCAGGUGGGCAUGCUCAACACCAUCCUGAUCGAGCCCAGGAAGACGACGGAGCUGUGAGCUUUGAGGACUCUGAGCCGGGCCCUGGCAGGUCGUCAUGCUGGCAAACCCCUCGAACUGCACCCUGUGGAGCCGUGCUGGCACCAGCUAGGCAGUGGGGAAGGGCUCCCAGGGCAGCGAAUGCGUCAACAAAACCCCUGGGCAUCGAGCAUUGGUGUGAUGGCCCUGCCUGGGUCUGAGCUGUCGGCGCAGCCAGCACCCACGGGCACCCAUGGGCACCCGAGCGCAGGGCUGCGCUGGGGCAGCUCUGCAGGGGAGCAGUGACGUGACGCCUGCAGCCUACACCACACAGCGCCCGUAUCGUCUGACACAAGCUCUCAGAGACAGGACGGGCAGUGCCGGGGAGGGCACAGCCUUCUUGCAAGCCCACAUUCUGCCAGGCCCUUUGUAACUCCUCGCUGUGACUGUAGGAAGGGCUUUUGUCCUCAUUUCCACUGGUGUUGGAGUGUUUCUUCUCGGGUCUUGGGGAUGGUCGUGGCCACACAGGCCUCCCCGUCCUGGUACUGCGUGGGGUGGCUCCCAGCUGUUGCUGGAGGCUGUCAGUUCAGAUGCUAUGUCCCAAGGGAGCGAGCAAACCAACACCCUUGCUCCCUGGCCUUGAGGUUCGGUGGGCCAGUUCAAAGAGACUCUGGAGAUCAUUUGGGGUCUCCUUGUGCCCUUCUUCUGCCCUGGUGAUGCCCCCUCCUCUUGCUGUCAGACCUGGGGUUACAAACACAUGCUGUACUUUCCUCCUGAUGAUCCAGGGGUCUUCUCACCCCACUUUACAGAGCCGUCCUUUCUGGUCUAGCCACAAAUGACCGAGCUCCUUCCCCUCUCCAGCAUGCACAUCUGCCUCAGUGUUUGCUGACAAGGAGGAGCAUGGUCUGCUCCCCUCUGGGCCUGAGCUGGUCCUUCUCACAUGCCCUCGCAGCUGAAAUGAGAUGGACAAGGCUGGAGAUGUGCUGUGGCUGGUUCAGGAGCAAUACACGAUCCAGAUCCUCCUUUCCUCUCCCAGUCACUCCAAGGCAGGCAGCUGGUACCAACCCCCACAUCAGCCAUUGUAGCAUUUUUUGAUACAACAAAGGCUAAGCUCCCCACAGUGGAUGGAUGUAAGGGCAGGCUGCUGAGCCUGGGCUGGCCAUGGGAAGCAGACACAAUACCACCUUCUUCACCAUCGCUAAAGCACAGCUAAGAGGCAUUAGACGGCCAUGUCACUCAGCCUUUGUACUAGGUCUGCCUGUGCCGGUGUGUGGCGUGCAGCAAUCCACGUCUCUGCCAGGUUCUGGGUUUUCUGUGCCUCCUCAUGGGCACAGAGGGCUAAACCGUGGGGUAGAAAACCCCAUAACCCAAACCCUACUCCUGUAGGGUUGCAGAGCUGGGUUCAGGAUGGUGUGAAGACAGCAGAGGAACAAGCAUUCAGCCAGGAGGGAGACCUGGGAAAGGGGACUGGGGCUUCAUCAGAAAAAUUAUUUUUUUAAUACAUGGAUGAAUGAUGUACCUUUAUCAAAUAAAACAAAUACAAGUGCAGAAACAGUGUAUCAGAGAAUUAUAAAAUAAUGUAGUUUGCAAGGGACCUCUGGACACCAACCUCCUGCUCUCAGCAGAUCCAGUUAGAUCAGGCUGCUCAGCCACUUUUUCUGGAUGAAGCACCACUACUUCCCUCAAGAAUGCAAACCCAGAUUGUGGCAUAGGA